Molecule: messenger RNA, 1634 nt
Organism: Pantherophis guttatus
Lineage: Eukaryota; Metazoa; Chordata; Lepidosauria; Squamata; Colubridae
Source: RefSeq, a predicted model, not a curated record
AGAGUAAAAGGAAAUUGUGGUCAUUGAGUCUUCCUUCCUCCCUCCCUCCCUCCCUCCCUCCCUUCUUUUCCCUCCCUCCCACCUUCCCCACCAACAACUUCUGGAGGGAAGCCCUUCCACCGAUUAACAGACUAGCAGAAGACCUUGGAGACCCCCUGCUCAAGCAGCAGACCCUCUACAACAGGCACCCUCAAACUACGGCCCACGGGCAAAGAAUACGGCCCGCGGAGUGGUGUGAUUAAGCCCCGCCCCUUGCCCCGCCCCUAACUGCCUUAUCUCCCAGCGAGCCAGCUGCAAGGCCAGCUGAGGGCCAGCUGAGGGGUGAUCUCGCCGGUGCAGCCUGGAAAAGCAGCUCUGGGCUUGUAAAGAACUCCUUUAAAUUAAAAGUCUUUAAAACAAUUUAAAUGGGGGCUUAGAAGGAGAAAAGCCAGAAAAUAGACAGUUAAAUUGGCCACGCCCACCCAGUCACAUGACCACCUAGCCAUGCCCACCCACCCCGUCCGGUCCCCCAACAGUCUGAGGGACUGUGAAUUGGCCCCCUCUUUAAAACAUUGGAGGACCCCUGCUCUACAACCUCAGACAAAUGGCUGUCCAGAAUAUUGGGGUGCAUCCCAAGGUCUCCUCACCUCCGAGAAGAAAACCUUCCCGAUGGUCUUCUCUCUUAGAUCGGGACGGGGCAGGUUCAUCAUUACGUCACAUACUGCAUCUGGAAGUGGAAGUCGGGGAAGAGUGUGUCUACUUUUUAUACUUGUGGGCGGAGAUUCAGGAACACCACCUGAAGCUGCUGUGACCACUCUAGGAUAUUGCCCCCAUCCAUCCUCAACUUUGGAAAGUCACUUGGUGAAACAGCGCAUGUGCGAAGUCCAUUUCAGCUCUGCCGUCGUCGUGGAAGGACCUGUUCAUUGCAGCUCCAGCGUAGAGGUCUCUAUCUGUCGGGUAGGCCUCGGCUUCGGUCUUGGGGGUCCAGGUGUGCUCCGGAAGGUGUCGUCUUGCAGCGGCUUCGUCAAAGUGAAGAUCCUGAUGGCGUUGGAGUCCCGGCGACGAAUGCAGGUUCAUCAUUACAUCACAUACUGCAUCUGGAAGUGGAAGUCGGGGAAGAGUGUGUCUACUUUUUAUACUUGUGGGCAGAGAUUCAGGUGGCGACUGGGCAUGCGCGAGGCUCAUUUCGCGCCGGAGGUCGUCUGGUGAGGAGCUCCUUAUUGCUGCUCUCAGGCCUAGGCCUAGGCCUGCUGGUGGGGGGCUGGGCUUGCUCCUGGCGGGCCCGUAGCCCUCCCUGGGCGUCGGAUGCCAUGGCUGGGCCCCUGCAUCUUGGGCGAAGGCUGGAAGAAGGCGAGGAGGUGAGGCGGUCGCAGGUCGAGGAUCCCUGGAGACGGUGGCGGCGGCUGUCGUAAGUCGAGGAUCUCCCGGAUUCGGCGGCACGGUAGCGGCGGUGUCAGCUGAAGCAGGCAAAACUGAGGCUGACAGGCAGUGGAUCCUGGGCGACGUUGGAGGACCUCCGGAUGGGCCAGGAAGCCUGGUGGAGGCCGCGUGGUUGGUAUUUAGCUGGAAAUGGCCCCUGGACGCCUGGACCAUGACUUAAGUACCUGGGAGGCGGAGCUAAGUGAAUGAAACAAUACUGAUUUGGUGCGCAGGAC